AUGAAACUUUUAAUAUUUUUCCUGUUUAUCUUUUUAAUUUCGACAUGUGCUAUUUGUUCAUCAAAAAAUGAUUUAAACUUCUGUAAUAGCUAUCAUAGAGGAAUUUUAAAAUAUCAUCAAAAAAAAGAUAAAAAUGAAUUUUUUAAUGUAUCAGCUGUUCUAAAGGAUAAUACUUUGGAAUUAUAUAGAGGAUCAAGACUCUUUGAAAACAUUGAUUUAAGAGAAGUUAUAACUCCACUAAUAAUUUUUUCAACAAAUUCGGAAUGUUUGACAAUUAAUAUUAUUAACAAAGAUUCAAUAGUUCUUUGUUGUAAUACAGAAGAGUGUAUAAAUAAUUGGUGGUUUUUUCUAACAAAACAAAUACUUUGCCUUAAUCAAGGGGAAAUGAGGCAUGAAGAUGAUAAUAAAACAAUUGAAGAUGAUCAAUAUAAUAAUAUGAACAAUAAUUUUGAUGGAGUUUCCAUUAAUAUACAAGAGGAUCUUAAUGAUAUCCCUGAUGUUUUAAUAAAAACCGAGUAA
This is a messenger RNA of Plasmodium relictum, 519 nucleotides long. RefSeq names its product conserved Plasmodium protein, unknown function. The transcript is spliced from 8 exons. Lineage: Eukaryota; Apicomplexa; Aconoidasida; Haemosporida; Plasmodiidae. The coding region runs from base 1 to 519 and encodes 172 amino acids. The record is from RefSeq and is a predicted model, not a curated record.